AUGAAUCACGUUUUCAAGGAUCAACUGGGCAAGAACAUCGAGGUUUAUGUAGAUGACAUAGUCGUGAAAUCCAAGGGGAUCGAGGAUCACGCAGGGGAUUUGGCAGAAACUUUUGAAAAGCUGAAGGGUUUUAACCUCAAGCUGAACCCGGAAAAGUGUGUUUUUGCAGUCCGCUCUGGGAAAUUUCUAGGGCACCUCAUCUCGGAGAAAGGCAUCGAAGCGAACCCGGAGAAAAUUGAGGCAGUAAUGAAUAUGAAAGCCCCGAGCUCGUGGACAGAGGAGUGUAAUACAGCUUUUGAAGAGCUGAAAGUUUACCUUAGCACACCCCCGGUGCUAGGUAGACCUGAGCCAGGGGAAAUCUUAUAUUUGUAUCUCUCGGUGAAUGACGAGAAGGAAGAGAAGGUGGCGGCGGAAAAGCUAAGGAGAUAUUUCGAGGCUCACAUCAUUGUAGUACGUACAAACCAACCUCUGAGAAAGGCGCUGCAGAGGCCAGAGAUGUCGGGACGGCUGGUCAGCUGGUCGGUCCAGCUGGGAGGAUAUGACAUCCGGUAUGAACCGAGACCGGCUCUAAAAGCACAAGUAUUGGCAGAUUUCAUAGCCGAGACCACAGCAAGCGACCAGCCUGAGGAGCCUGAUGAACAACUUCUACAGUGGGUCUUAGAAGUCGAUGGGGCAUCAAAUCAGGAAGGAUCGGGGGCAGGCGUAGUCUUGAAAGGCCCUCACGGAGUUACACUCCGAAGCUCGGUGAAAUUCGAUUUCCCGGCAUCCAAUAAUGCCGCGGAGUAUGAGGCUCUGUUGAUCGGAUUAAGAAUGGUAAACGUGGUCAAGGCCGAGCACGUAACAAUAAGGAGUGAUUCUCAGUUAGUCGUUUGUCAAAUCUUGGGUACUUUUGAAGCUCAGGAUUCGGAAAUGAGAAGAUACGUGGACAGAGUCAAGUUCUUCUUGAACAAGAUUCAGGAGCUCGGAGCAAAAUGGGUGAUAGAGCAAGUUCCUCGUUUGGAAAAUCAAGAGGCCGAUGUACUAGCCAAAGCAGCAACAGUGAACGAAAAGAUACCGGGGGUCCAUUUCUCUGUUCAAAAACAUUCCAGCAUCGACAACCACGAAACCAUUUUCCUAACUCAGCCUUUGGAAAAUUGGAUGCAAGGCAUAGCCCACUAUCUGAUGGACGGAACUCUGCCAGAAAACAGAGAUAAAGCAUACAAAAUCUUGCGACAAGCCCCGUACUACGCGUUCCUCGACGGAAUCUUAUACAGGAAGUCAUUCACCCACCCGUGGUCGAGAUGCCUGACAGCAGAGGAAGGGGGGUAUGUUUUGAGGGAAAUACAUGAAGGGAUUUGUGGGGCACAUAUAGCUCCUCGCAUGUUGGCAAAGAAAGCAGUGUUGCAGGGAUACUACUGGCCCCUAAUGGUCAGACAGGCAGAAGAGAUAGUAAAGAAAUGUGAAAACUGUCAGAGGCAUCAGAACAUCCGACAUGCUCCCACCACAGAGCAGUGUCCUAUUACCAUGGCAGUAGAUCACUUCACAAAGUGGAUCGAGGUAGAGGCAGUGAGCACCAUCACAGAAGCUCGGAUCAGGGAUUUCUUCUGGAGGCAAAUUGUGUGUCGUUUCGGUAUACCCAGAGCAUUGGUAACUGAUAACGGAAAGCAGUUCAACUGCCGAGCAUUCAAGGAAUUUUGCAAUGACUUGCACAUUGACCUGCGUUUCACUUCGGUAGUUCACCCGCAAAGCAAUGGGAUGACCGAAGUAACCAACCGGACGAUCCUAAAAGGGCUUAAAGCCAGACUAGGGGAGUUCGAUAGACAGUGGCUGGAAGAGCUACCAAAGGUCAUAUGGGCUUACCGAACCACCCCAAGGGCAGGCACAGGAGACACCCCGUUUUCUUUGACAUAUGGGUGUGAGGCAAUGAUACCUGUAGAAAUCGGGAUGCCAACGCUAAGGGUCCAGUUCUUCGAUGAGGCUAAGAACGAGGAAGAACAGAAACUAUGCCUAGACCUGUUGGAAGAGCGAAGAGAGCAGUCAAAAUCGUCGAAAAAACAAAACAAGGCAGAAAAUUCAUUCAAGAAAACAACAUUGAGAUAA
Mercurialis annua (annual mercury) is the source of this 2079-nucleotide messenger RNA. RefSeq lists its product as uncharacterized. The record is from RefSeq and is a predicted model, not a curated record. Bases 1 to 2079 code for a protein of 692 amino acids. Gene Ontology annotation, biological process: DNA integration. The transcript is spliced from 5 exons. Gene Ontology annotation, molecular function: nucleic acid binding; RNA-DNA hybrid ribonuclease activity. NCBI's taxonomy places the organism in Eukaryota, Viridiplantae, Streptophyta, Magnoliopsida, Malpighiales, Euphorbiaceae.